This is a messenger RNA of Desarmillaria tabescens, 1266 nucleotides long. RefSeq names its product pectate lyase. Bases 1 to 963 code for a protein of 320 amino acids. The transcript has 10 exons. Gene Ontology annotation, molecular function: pectate lyase activity. Lineage: Eukaryota; Fungi; Basidiomycota; Agaricomycetes; Agaricales; Physalacriaceae. The record is from RefSeq and is a predicted model, not a curated record.
AUGAAGUGGUUCGCUACUAUUGCCGCUGUUACUGCUCUUCAAUUCUCUGCACCGCCGACAGUGCUUAAAAGAGCUUCGGUCAGCGAUGUGGCCACCGUCGGUUUCGCAACUUUGAACGGAGGAACUACUGGUGGAGCGGGUGGAACCACAACAACAGUGACGACUCUGGCCGCACUCACUUCUGCUGUUUCGGGUGACAGUGCCAAGAUUGUCAUCAUCUCUGGAACUAUCUCCGGAAGCGCUGUUGUUAAGGUUGGUUCUAACACGUCUGUGCUUGGAGCGGCCGGUUCUUUGCUCGACGGUGUUGGACUUCGUGUGCUCGACGAAUCGAACGUAAUCAUCCGGAACGUCAAGAUCCAAAAGGUUCUUGCAGAUGUCGGAGAUGCCAUUGGUAUCCAGGCCGCGUCUCAGGUAUGGGUCGACCAUGUCGAUCUCUCUAGUGACAGAGACCACGAUAAAGUAACUGCUGAAUUUAGCUACGACGGUCUUCUCGACAUCACUCAUGGCUGUUACGGAAUAACUGUCACCAAUAGCAAGCUCUACACACAUUGGAAGGCUUCCCUCGUCGGUCAUUCCGACAGUAAUGGCUCCGAAGAUGCAGCCAUUCGGGUUACCUUUGCCCUCAACUGGUGGUACGACCUCAACUCUCGUACCCCGUCUUUCAGGUUUGGUAUAGGACACAUCUUCAACAACGUUUACGAUGACAACAAUGACGGAAUCAACACUCGUGACGGUGCCGAACUACUUGUUGAGAACAACGUUUGGACAGGCACCGACAAGCCUUUGUACUCCACGGACGAGGGAUACGCAGUCGCCACAGGCAAUGACUUCGGAGGUGCAGAGAAUACUGCCGACGUGGGCACCAUCACUGCUUCCCAACUCGGAUACAGCUACAGUCUCAUCGCUACCGCCUCUGUCCGUGCUACAGUAGAGGCUAACGCGGGUCAAACACUUACAUUCUGAGGAUUUACAUCUUGCAUUUUUACAAGUCGUGCCAGGUCAUCAUCUUCUCGUGUUAUUGUGAUAGCGUAUAAAAAUUUGAUCUCUCGGUUCCCAUCAGUUCACUGCCCUUUAUGCACGAGGCAUGCGUACAUUCCUGGAUCAUGAUGAUAAGUUCGCGCUCUGAAACGACAGAAUUGCCGAGCGGACAAGAAGCGGCACAAGUGCGAGUCGGCAUUUAGGCUCCGGCGCCGCCUUUGAAUCACUGUUCUCACUUUCAUUUGAGGAUCUUCGAAUUUCAAUAUGGAGGGGUGGCGUCGAGCAAAG